Messenger RNA from Rattus rattus (black rat), 2056 nucleotides. It is a transcript of the gene Dhdds, whose product is annotated as dehydrodolichyl diphosphate synthase subunit. Gene Ontology annotation, molecular function: ditrans,polycis-polyprenyl diphosphate synthase [(2E,6E)-farnesyl diphosphate specific] activity. Bases 216 to 1220 code for a protein of 334 amino acids. Gene Ontology annotation, cellular component: dehydrodolichyl diphosphate synthase complex; endoplasmic reticulum. The record is from RefSeq and is a predicted model, not a curated record. Gene Ontology annotation, biological process: polyprenol biosynthetic process. Lineage: Eukaryota; Metazoa; Chordata; Mammalia; Rodentia; Muridae. The transcript has 9 exons.
CUUCCAGCGCCGGGUCGUAAGUCGCCCAGGACUGGUAGAAAAACGCCUUCUCUGGCGUCCUAGGUGCUCAGUGAACACAGAGACCCAGAGGAGGGCAAGCUGGCUGUAGAGUUAGCCACGAAGACACUAAAGUCCAGCCGGGAGAGUGAUUCUUGACCCUUGAGGUUAUCUGGCUGUUUUUUUGUUCUUGUGUGAUUUCUGACAUAGCAAGAACUAUGUCAUGGAUCAAAGAAGGAGAGCUGUCACUUUGGGAACGGUUCUGUGCCAAUAUCAUAAAGGUUGGCCCAGUGCCCAAACACAUUGCAUUCAUAAUGGAUGGCAACCGUCGCUAUGCCAAGAAGUGCCAGGUGGAGCGACAGGAGGGCCACACGCAGGGCUUCAAUAAGCUUGCUGAGACUCUGCGCUGGUGUUUGAACCUGGGCAUCCUAGAAGUGACUGUCUAUGCAUUCAGCAUUGAGAACUUCAAACGUUCCAAGAGUGAGGUUGACGGGCUCCUGGAUCUAGCCCGACAGAAGUUCAGCUGCUUGAUGGAAGAACAGGAGAAGCUGAAGAAGCACGGGGUGUGCAUCCGAGUCCUGGGCGAUCUGCACCUGCUGCCCUUGGACCUCCAGAAGAAGAUUGCACAGGCUGUCCAGGCUACCAAGAACUACAACAAGUGUUUCCUCAACGUCUGCUUUGCAUACACGUCACGUCACGAGAUCACCAAUGCCGUGAGAGAGAUGGCCUGGGGUGUGGAACAAGGUCUGCUGGAACCCAGUGAUGUUUCCGAGUCUCUGCUUGAUCAGUGCCUCUAUAGCAACCACUCUCCUCAGCCCGACAUCUUGAUCCGGACUUCCGGGGAAGUGCGGCUCAGUGACUUCUUGCUCUGGCAGACCUCCCACUCCUGCCUCGUGUUCCAGCCCGUCCUGUGGCCAGAAUACACAUUUUGGAACCUCUGUGAGGCAAUCCUGCAGUUUCAGAUGAACCAUAGUGCACUUCAGCAGAAGGCCCGAGACAUGUAUGCUGAGGAACGGAAGAGGCACCAGCUGGAGAGGGACCAGGCGGCAGUGACAGAGCAGCUGCUUCGAGAGGGGCUCCAGGCCAAUGGGGAUGCCCAACUCCGACGGACACGCUUGCACAAACUCUCCGCCAAACGGGAAGAGCGAGUGCGAGGCUUCCUGCAGGCCUUGAACCUUAAGCGGGCUGACUGGCUGGCACUUUGGGGCACUGCAUCUGCCUAAGUGAGGAGUCUGACUACCAGGCACUUUGCCCUGUCCUCUGCCCUCGGGCCCCCCCGCUCUUCCUUUCCCUUUCUUUUCUUUCUUUGGGAAAGGCACCUCCCUGUUUUUGUUGAAUUGGGCUCCCUGUUCUGCAGGGAACCCCAAAGGCAAGUUCUGCUGCCUAUAGAUACCUUUGGGCAACCUGUGAGAGUUACUCUUGAAGUUUGAGAUACAAUCUCUACUGUGUACACUAAAUCCAAGUCCAGCCACUAAUACAUUCGGGGAACAGGAGACCCUAACUCUUAGCUACCUACUGUCCCUGGUUGUGGAUGCAUGUUCUUUUUCCACCAGCAUAUCCUUCAAUGAGCCGAAGAGAUCUUCGCAAAGCCUAGGCCUUUACCCAUCCUAAGCUCUCCCCGUGUGACUCCCACAAAAGAUUUGGAUCUACUGGUAAAUUUUAACUGAUAGGCAGCCAACAUUAUUGGGCAGGGAAGAAAGGGGUGGGGAGGACAGGAAGAAAAUGUGCCCAUCUGCUGCUCCUCCCCUUGGCUUUCCACCUGGGAUUUGCUUUUGAGUCUCCUUCACCCCCUCCCACUCCCAGUGCUGAUUGCUCACUGAAAGGCUCGUGGAAGGCAGGCGGGUGAUUACAAUCCAAUUACCUAUUGUUGACUCAGCCCACACAAGCUUUACUCCCCCAUGCAGGGCACAGGGCCAGGCUCCACUCCCCUGUGAGACCCAACCCCCUCCAUGACUACAGACAGUGGCAGAAGGGCUGUAGAGGUCCUAGAGUCUAAUCCAACACAGGCCAUUUUGUAUUUAACACAUCAGGACUGAACAAAACCAAGCAUUUCACAGUU